AUGGUCUCCGAGGAGUCCUGGAGUUAUGUACCUCAGAUGGUGUCUUUGCUCACAAAGUCUUUAGCGAUCAUCCUCUUUCUGUAUGGUGGCUAUGGCUACAACGCCAUCUUCCUGAGUAGGAUACUCAUUGCAGCUGGGCGAGAUCAUUUAGUGACGCCAUACGCCAUCAUGUUCAACACCUUUUACAUCUUGGGUUUGCUUAGCUACAUCGCGGGCUGUUUCACUGACCCUGGCGGCAUUCCGGAUCGGUGGACGAGCUUCGUGAAGAAAUACGAUAGAUACCUUCCUGUGGCCAAUCCUCGCCAAGAGUGGCAACCGGGGAAGGCCACCUAUUGCAAGAAGUGUGACAUUAUUCGCCCGGAACGUGCGCAUCAUUGCCAUUUCUGCCGCAAGUGCGUCUUGAGGAUGGAUCAUCACUGUCCGUGGAUGAACAACUGUGUUGGCGUUUUUAACCACAAGUACUUUGCACUACUGGGUAUUUAUGCUGGCCUGGCAAGCUUGAUUGCCCUGGUCACCACCCUUCCAGAUAUGUUGCAAUGUGUCUCCUCGGUUGUCAGCAUGGAUUCGCAAGUGACCUUGAGUCCCAGCUUUAGUCGUCAUACAGGCUACAUCUCAGCCGGUGGCAAGGUCCUUGACGCCACGAUGACAGUGGAGCAGGCCAAGCAAAAAUGCUCCGAGUUGCUUGGGAAGGCCGGCCAAGAUUGGGGGCUGUUGGCCUGGCCUGGGUGGGAAGUGCUGAUUGACCGUGCGAAGAGCAGCUUGCUGCACUGCGAAUGCCCUUGGGGCGGAGAGUUGCUGAAAAUCCGCGUCGACGCCCAUGUGGAGAAUGUCCUUGAGAACCCGUCUCACUUGUUGGUUCGCCCGGAAGUGCGAGCGUUGUACGGCAAUGGCUCUGUGUCGAAGUUCGAAGAUUUGCAGAUGUUGAUCCACCAGGCGCCGGGCGAGGCUUUCAUCGAACAGCUUCACUCCUGGGGGCUGGGAUCCUUCUGCAGCAGCUUUCUAGAAGCCUCGGAUGAGACCUGCAGUGAAGAGUGGUUCAGCACUCGAAAGAGCAGCUGGCAGCGGCUUUCGCGCGAUUUCCCCGAAGAAGGCGACUCCUCCCUGUGCGUCCAGGGCGACUCCCUGGGGCUGCUCCUCUGCCGCCCCAAGGGAGGCAGUCGCUACGAGAUCAACGGCAUUUUUCACGUCACGGAGGAGCAGUUCAAGCAGUGGGACUCAAUCUAUUUGCGACUUCUCUUCGAAUCCGCUUCACGCACCGCAAGGUGGUUUGUCAAUCGUCCUGGCAUCUCUGAUUUGCGAUCCAUCGACCGGAGUUUCUACACCACUCUGAGCGUGCAAUCCUGUCGUCGGGGACUUCCCUUGCUGCCCUGCCCAUCUGGAGAAGUGGAAGAUGAGGUGGUGACCAUCGCCGACGGCCAGCCGUUGGGCCUGGAUCGCUGGCUGCGCUUUGACGCGGAACGCUACGGCAGUGAGCGGUUCUACCUCUCGCAGUACAUCAAACUUUUCUUGGCAAAUCUGAAUGUCCACAGCAACUUUCCUACUUACAACUCCUUGGAUGGAAACCAACUCGUCUCCUUUCAGUGCGUGGUGCGGCGCGAUGAAUGGAACGCGGUGAAGGAUGCCUUCCACAAAGCCUUCCUGAUGCAGAAGAAGGCCUACCGCCGCGCCAACGGCGGCAACUCGGCGCCGACUCUCUCGGAGAAUGUGCAGCCGCGGCCGCUGCGCCAGCGUGGCGAGCGCCGCGAGGGCGGCACGGCCUCGUUGCGGUUGCCAGAGGAACCGACUCAACACAAGGUGGUCGUGCGCAGAACCUUCUUGGACGUGGACGAUCCCAGUUCGCCUGAAGCUUUUGGCGUCACCGAGCGCUCCAGUCGAAGAUCGAAAACAACAAGCAUUCUGCAAGUCAGGGCCUCUGGUGCUUAA
Molecule: messenger RNA, 1923 nt
Organism: Cladocopium goreaui
Lineage: Eukaryota; Dinophyceae; Suessiales; Symbiodiniaceae
Source: the annotation of a GenBank genome assembly